Messenger RNA from Labeo rohita (rohu), 1531 nucleotides. RefSeq names its product cell growth regulator with EF-hand domain 1 (gene cgref1). Gene Ontology annotation, molecular function: calcium ion binding. The transcript is spliced from 6 exons. Lineage: Eukaryota; Metazoa; Chordata; Actinopteri; Cypriniformes; Cyprinidae. The record is from RefSeq and is a predicted model, not a curated record. Bases 228 to 1091 code for a protein of 287 amino acids.
UAAGAAAUAGCUCUUACCUACAGUGGUCACUUACUAACAGGACUUCCUUAUAAGAUACUGCUAAGAGGCGGUGCGUGCGGAGUAAUUGCAUGUUGUAAAUGCAGUGUCAGCGACUCUACGUGGCGAUGAUGGAAGCCGGUGGAAGGCGGAAUGUGGAGAGCGCUAGGAGGAGCUGAUUUUAUUCGGCCAACGACACGUCCACGGAAUCCACGUGUAGCCUGUCACUGAUGCAAACAUACGGGGCUGUGCAGCUCUCAUCCGCCGGGGUGGGUUUCAUUAUGGAGCGACCGCUAACUGCCGCUGCGAGAGGUACAGGUGUGGCGAAGCGAUCCAGUGAAGCAGUUAAUAUGAUCACAACACGGCUUCUGUUCUUGCUCAUCCUCCCUUCACUGAUUCUGUGUGCUCCACAAAUUCAGCAGACACUUAGUGAUGACAUUGUUGUACCAGACCUUGCAAAUCCUUUUGGGUCCAGCGAAGACAACCGCAGACUCUUGCAAAGCUACAUCAAGAGCACCCUGAAGGAAGGACAAACCAGUCCAGAGCUGAACACAAGGGAACAAGAGAUAUUCUUCCUUUUCUCCCUGUAUGACUAUGACAGAAGUGGGCAGAUGGAUGGCCUUGAACUGAUGCAACUACUGACAGAUUUCCUGACUUAUCACGUAAUGAUGCCAAAGUCAGCAGAUGCUGUUGUAUCUAUGGUGGAUCACCUGCUACAAACUCAGGAUCUGAACCAGGAUGGACUACUAGCUCUUUCAGAGCUGUUAUCAUCAGCAUCCACGAUAGACCAUCAGCAAGAAAACAAAAUUGUUCCCACUGAUCCCCCUGCUGAGGAGGCCUUAAAACAGGAGCAAACACACACUAAUUCAGAGGAUGGAGUUUCUGAAACUCACCAGCAAGACGCAGAGGGCAACCAAGUGACUGAACAUCAAAAUGAGACACAAGACUCAUCUAAAGAAGAAAACAUGGAGGAUGAGAAUCACAACCAGAUACCUGAAAAGCUUGAAGAAGAGCAGGACCAUCUGCAGCCUCCAGAAGAGAAGGAUCAGGAAGAGAAGAACAUACCAGUGCAUCAAGGGCAACCAGAAAUAUAAUGCCAAAUUAAGCAUGAAGUGCAACUUUAUAGACUUGUACAAAUCAGCCAUACGUUGGAAACCACUUACCUGCUGCAUAUACUGUACUGUAUGAUUGAUGCAUAAUUUAAUUCUGGAUAUACUAAAAGUUAUGAAAGUACAAGAGCAUGUGUUAAUGAUAGACUAUUUAUGGUUCGCAUCAAGCUAUUGUGAAUCCUCAGAACUGAUUUAUGGAACCCAAACACAACUUUAAAAUCUACAUUAGUAACGCUUUGUUUAAACUAUGCAAACCCAGAAAGUACAGCGCUUGGAUUUACUGAAACUUUAAAGCAGAAAUCCAGUCACAGCCAAGGUUUAGCAACCACUUUUAGGAUUUUGUACCAAACUCUUGGCAUAUUUCUACACCCAGCCCCUCUUUAUUUGGGGCUUAACACCUUUGAAAUAAACACAGCUCAAUUGGA